This is a messenger RNA of Vitrella brassicaformis, 1144 nucleotides long. The record is from the annotation of a GenBank genome assembly. NCBI's taxonomy places the organism in Eukaryota, Vitrellaceae.
CACGUGUUUAUGUCGAGCACUCACCCACCCACCAUACACUCACACAUUUGAACACGCAUCAAUCGAUCCUGUCGCCUCUCCCACACCAGGCAGGCGGGCAGAGCGUCGCACGCUAGUCAUCAUUCCAGUUGUCGGGCCUCUCCCCCUCUCCACACAGCUCACAUCGCGGCACGCUCCUCGAGUUGAAGAACGUGCACCUCUCACACGACCACAUGCCAGCAGGCGCCCUCGGCCGCAGGUCCGCCAGCCGACAGCACCUCGCCUCCUCGCCAUCGUCAUCGAUCACUAUUACCUCGCCCUCCGGCUGUUGUUGCCGCUUCAUCCGCUUCUUCUUCUUCUGCUGUGCGGCCUUCCAUGAUUGGUAGCACUCGAUGGACCGGUAAACGGCGACGAGGGCGAGCAGGGCGCAGAGGAAGCAGGUGAGGCUCAUCAGGAUGGCACGCAGGAAGAAGGUGAGGUACUGAAGAAGGCGGUGGAAGGCACCCUGCAGUGCAAAGAAUGGCGUCAGACGUAAGUUCUCUGUUUUGUGGCCGCCAUCUCUUUGUGUCCGUCUGGUGCUGUUUACCGCGAUGAAGCUGACAAUCCCGAAUCCUGCUGACAAGCAAGCCAGCCACCAUCAAUUUGUACACUGAUUCGAUACAGAUGCAUUGCCCCACUGAGUGUGAUCAUGGCUCACGACGAGUCAGCCGUGCGUCAUAUUUGCGCCGUUUCUCGUCGUCAGUGAGAGUAUCAAAGGCCUCCCGCAGCUGCAUGGAGCGGCGAAGGAGAGCGGAAGAGAGAAUGCAUAUGGGAAGAUGGGGAGCAGCGCUGUAUGGUGCGAAGUAUAGAGUACCUUCUUGAGGGCCCUCUCUGCCUUCGGUGCUCCGCCGUUCCCUUCUAUUGAUGGAUGCACCUUAAACACCAGCUGCACUCACACAAAGAGCACACAACAAGCGGCAUAAUGGUCGCCUGCAGCGUGUGUCAGAGAGCUUCUCCUCACCUUCCAGUAAGCCUUUUCUAUCUUGCCGCGAGUGGAAUCCCGGCCCACUCGCAGGGCGUCGUAGAAGUCCGUUGCAGCGAGGAUGGUCGACACGAUCUCGUCCGCUGGAGCAUGACCCGCCAACACGGCAGUGCAAACCAGCGCCAACAGAAGCGGCCGAGCCAU